UUUCCCGCAGUGUAUCUAAUCUUUGGUUACACCAAUGUUCACAGAACUGUUCGCCAAAUACACAUGUACCAACUGCCAGGAAGAUAUUUCGGGGAUCCGCGUGCAUUGCGUGGUGUGCACGGACUUCGAACUGUGCCUAGCGUGCUUUGCUGCAGGUGCCGAAAUCGGACCGCAUCGGAAUGAUCACUCGUACCAGUUUAUGGACUCAGGAAUACUUUCCAUUUUUCGUGGCAAAAGCGGCUGGUCGGCUCGCGAAGAGCUGCAUCUGCUCGAUGCCAUCGAACAGUACGGUUUCGGUAACUGGGAGGAUAUUAGCAAACACAUCGAAACCCGCACACCGGAGGAGGCCAAAGACGAAUAUGUGUCGAAGUUUCUCAAUGGUACCAUCGGGCGGCACACAUGGCAAACGGCAGUCGAUCAGCGCCCGAUCCUUACCGACCACACCUCGGACGAUACCGGACCACUCAGUCAGUUACUGAUACAGAAGUUACCGCCGAUGGACUGCACGGCCGAGGAAGCGGCCGCCCUUGGUUACAUGCCAAAUAGGGACGAUUUCGAGCGCGAAUACGACCCAACGGCGGAACAGCUCGUUUCUACACUGUCGUUACAGCCGGACGAUGAAGAUGUGGACAUGCUGCUCAAGUUAGCCCAAGUGGAUAUCUACACCCGCCGGUUACGAGAACGGGCGAGAAGGAAACGAGUGGUGCGAGAUUAUCAACUGAUAGCCAACUUCUUCCGCGGCAACAUGAAACGUGCGCGACAGACCCGCGACCAGCGUGAAUUUCGUGAACGGUUACGAACUUAUUCUCAGUUCUACACGUCGCUGGAGUUUGAGAGACUGAUAUCUUCACUCGAACGUGAACGGGCGCUGCGGAUUCGUUUGUCCGAGCUGAACCGUUACCGCUGGAAUGGCAUUCAACGCGUCGAUGAAUGUGUUCACUUCGAGCAGCAUGUGGCUGCGGCACAGUAUCGCAACACGGGACCAUAUGGACAUGGACGGACGGACAACCGAAGCAGAGGCGCCUCUGGAGAGAUCGCCAAAGGGGCAUCCUCGGUGUUGGGCAGCGGAAUGGGCCAAACGGGAGCGGUGUCGUCAGUGGGUCAGGUGAAUGCGACCCAAGGGGUACCAUCGACGGUGGGAUCGGCAAGAAGAAACGAAAACGACGCCCGAAGCUUAAAUUCCAUCGACCGAAAGCCCACGCACCUCACCGAAGACCGGGUUUGCUCCGACGACUCAUACAGCAGCAAAAGUUGCUUGGAUAGCUCACAGCGGGAGGUGGUGACGAGCUCGGGCGGCCUGCAUCAGUCAACGAGCGGCCAGAAGCUCCACCACCACCAUCAGGCGAGCAGCGGCGCAGGGGCCGGAAACCUGGCAUCCGAUCCGGCACAGCAGCCCGGCGGCCAGCUGCUGACGUCUAAUGAAAUUCAACUGUGCAGUUCACUGAACAUGCCCGUUACCAGAUAUCUCACGUUAAAAACGGUUCUGCUUAGCCGUCCCGCGCUAGACCAUAACAUUCAUUCGGUGGCGGAGAGCAUCGUGAAAAAGUAUCUGGUCAGCCGCGGUUGGUUACAGACCAGCCCACAAAAUUAGAUUCAUCAACAAGGACGUAUGUUUGGUGCCGAUAACGCGAGAAUAUUGGAACGCGGUACCAGGUUUUACCGUGUAUUAGACGCGUUAAAAGACGGUUUUAAAUUGAUGUUGAUCGAUCUCAUUGCGCUAUACACUAGCUGGUUAAUACGUGGGAUAGAGGGUACGUGGGUUUGGAGUAAAACAUUUAGCAGUUUGAAGGUCUACAAUUAGGUGGGAUGUAAAUUUAUUGUGAGCGAAUUUUAGUUUUAGCUGCAACCCGCCCGGUUGUUGUCGAAAACAAUCGCACACACGCUUUCGUACUGUGUAAGCAAUGCCAUAGUUACAUUAUUCGAAGUGUAGUUCACAUUCCCACUGUGUGAUAGUAGACGCUUCCUACAUGCAAAUAGACAGAUACAAGCGUCCUACCGUACAUGUGGACAGGUGCAAGCAACAACUCAAUCUCUCCACUAGGAUAAAACAAAAAAACAAUGUGUAAAGCGCAGGGAAAGAAGGUGUUCUUUAAUCGUAAAAAAAUCGUUAUUAUGUAAACCAGGGUCUUCUUACCUAAGUCACGUGGAGAAU
Anopheles moucheti is the source of this 2152-nucleotide messenger RNA. RefSeq names its product transcriptional adapter 2B (gene Ada2b). Bases 35 to 1591 code for a protein of 518 amino acids. The record is from RefSeq and is a predicted model, not a curated record. Gene Ontology annotation, biological process: chromatin remodeling; regulation of transcription by RNA polymerase II. Gene Ontology annotation, cellular component: nucleus; SAGA-type complex. Lineage: Eukaryota; Metazoa; Arthropoda; Insecta; Diptera; Culicidae. Gene Ontology annotation, molecular function: transcription coactivator activity; chromatin binding; zinc ion binding. The transcript has 3 exons.